Messenger RNA from Zeugodacus cucurbitae (melon fly), 2271 nucleotides. Its product is annotated as probable cytochrome P450 313a4. The transcript has 7 exons. Gene Ontology annotation, molecular function: heme binding; iron ion binding; oxidoreductase activity, acting on paired donors, with incorporation or reduction of molecular oxygen. Bases 971 to 2068 code for a protein of 365 amino acids. The record is from RefSeq and is a predicted model, not a curated record. NCBI's taxonomy places the organism in Eukaryota, Metazoa, Arthropoda, Insecta, Diptera, Tephritidae.
CACGCUUCUGCACCAUAAAGUAGGACGGGAAUGAUGAGGGACUUGUAGAGUUUAGUUUUUGUUCGUCGAGAGAGAACUUUACUAUUCAAUUGCCUACUCAGUCCAUAGUAGUACCUGUUGGCAAGAGUGAUUCUGCGUUGGAUUUCAAGGCUGACAUUACUAUCGGUGUUGAUGCUGGUGUCGGUACCUAGGGCCUUGAACAGUUAUAGUUCGAUUUCUGCGAUAUCACACUAUAAAUGCUAUAAUUUUGUGCAAAGUUCAGUUCCGCUAUCUUCACUAGUGCUUUAUUUGUAGAUUAUAAAGUAAAACAUUCGGAAAGAAAAUUGCGCUAUGUAUAUCAGAAGUGGGCGUGGUUGUGAACCGAUUUACCCCAUCUAUAAUACCAACUUUCUUAUGGUGCUAAGAAACACGUGUACAAAGUUUCAUUAAAAUAUCUCAAUUUUUACUCAAGUUAUCGCUUGCACGGACGGACAGACAGAGAUACGGAUUUCAACUCUACUUGUCAUCCUAAUCAGUUUUGUAUAUAAACCCUAUAUUUAACUCCUUUAGUUUAAGAAUUAGGAAAUAAGCGUAUAUGAAUCUACGAUUUAAGGUAAAUAUUGUUCCCGCCUGUUCCAAGAAUUCGUUAACAAUGUCUCCGCAGUUGUGAUAUGAUAUGAUAAAAGAUGAGCGGUGAAGUAAUAUUUUGUCAUCACGUACAACUCACAUCUGUUGAUUAAGGGUUAAUACUAGUAUUUUCUCAGGAGUUGAAUAACCGCGUUUCCGCUCACAAACCGUUAUUGUACUCGUGUUGGCAUUACACUUAUGCAGUACUUUUUAUUUCGGUUGCAAUGUCAGUAAUCUGCACUCUGGACACUUACUCAAAAGUCAGAAUACUAUGCAUUCGAAUAAGUAUAAAAGCAUCUGUUAAAUAAUGCGCGCAGAUAGAUAGUUAACUGUAAGUCGAGCCGUUUCGGAAUAUUAAAAAAAAAUGCAGUUGAAGGAAAUUUUGCUAAGCUACCGAGGAUGCAAAGUGUUAUUUUAUCUGUGUGUUAUAUUGUGUUCAAUAUUGAUUUAUGUGAAAUAUUUUAAAUGGAACCGUUAUCAUAUCAUAACCACUCAAUUACCAACAGCAAGAGGAUUGCCAUUUUUGGGAAUCGCAUAUCAAUUAAUACCAAUGAAAAAGUUUCUAUACGUUUUGGAAUCAUACUUCAUUAAAUUUAAGAGUUGGACGUAUUGUGCAUGGAUUGGGCCCCAACCAUUUCUAGUCACCGUGGAUCUGAAAAUGAUAAGAGAAAUACUCGCUUCGAAUAGUUUUAUGGAUAAAUCGACAACAAUGUAUUCAGCCAUCGAUAAUGCAAUUCCAAAGGGACUCAUUUCUAGUUCAGGCGAAAAAUGGAAGCAUAAUCGUAAGCUCAUGAACUCGACAUUUACUCACAAAACCAUCACUCAAUUUAUACCAAUAUUCAAGGAUGGCACUCAUGUCUUGGUGGAGAGACUAAAUGAUUGCGUUGGACACGGCGAAUGUGAAGUAUUCGAAAUAAUAAAACGAACAUUUUUAGAUAUGGCAAUGCAAACCACGAUGGGGGUCGGCCUUUACAAAGGAAACGAUAAUCAUAGCGAAAUGGUUUUCGGAUUUAAUUACAUGUUGGAACAAGUCGCUAAUGGAGCCAUGUUUUCCACACUAAAACUCGGUUUCUUAAUACAUACGCCAAGAUAUUUUAGAACGAAACGAUUUAUAAGAGAUUACAUAGAAACGUUGAUUGAGGAUAAACGAAGAGCAAACGCGUCUAUUGGCAGCAAAAGCGCAAAGACAACGUCGGAUGAGUUCAAUAUACGAAAGGAUACAGAUAUUUUUAUAAACCGUGCACUCAAAUUUCAAGAUCAAGGCUUAUUUCAACAAGACGAUGUUAUAAACGAAACCAAAACCAUUAUUGCCGGGAUGUAUGUAUAUUUAUUUUUAGUCAUUCGAUACGGUUUCCACCCAAAUUUACUCAAUUCUUAUAAUGCUCGCUACGCAUCCAAAUGUACAAGAGAGACUUUUCGAGGAAACGGAGCAAAUUUUUUCUCCCGAAAAUACGUGCAUUGAGUACGAACACCUCAAGCAAUUCUCUUAUAUGGACAUGAUAAUUAAGGAAACGCUUCGACUUAUGCCAUCAAUACCUCUUAUUGGCCGAAAAGCCGUCAAGGAUGUUACAGUAAAUGGCAUAGAUUUUCCGCAAGGCAUGCAAGUAAUGAUACCAAUUUUCACUCUACAUCGGCGCCAAGACUUAUGGGGUCCAUCCGCCGACU